AUGUCGUCGGUCCUUUUUUCUUCCAAAUAUAAAUACUCUGACUUGAAGCACGCUCGCGAAAUCAGAGUUGUUCACCUUUUACCAGAAAGGUCCUCGUGGGAACAACCCACAAUUCAGAUUCAUACCAUUCAUCUAGACAACAAGCCCACGCCGCACUACGAAGCACUUUCAUAUGCUUGGGGCGGCUCAGAGACGCGCACUGGGAUCAAAGUUGGUGAAAAUGAGCAAAUUUUUGUGACGCAGAACUGCUCUACUGCGCUCAACUGGCUUCGUUCCUCGACACCGCGAAUAUUGUGGAUAGACGCUAUAUGCAUCAAUCAGGACAGCACCGCCGAGCGUAAUCACCAAGUUAGUAUGAUGGCAGAAAUCUACCGUUUGGCCGCUCAAGUUGUGGUCUUUCCAGGAGUGUGUGAUGAACGCACUGCCUCCGUUAUCGAUCGGAUUGAUAAUUUGGAGCAUAAACGAUACCAUAACCUGUUGCAACAAGAUCGGUACUCAAAGGCCGUCAACCGCUUGCUUAGGAAAGGAUAUGUCUGGUAUGUCAUGGAUUCUUUAUACCAUCAACCGUGGUUUGGCCGAACUUGGACCCUACAGGAGGUUCUUUUAUCUAGACAAGCAAAAGUCCUCUGUGGACUCUCAAAGGAACGAUCCUGGGAAUCCAUUUGUAAGGCAGCAAAGUUGGUGAGGCAACUGCAAACCCAACACCAAGGCCUAAUGUCAAUUCCGUUCGCACCAGUGAUAGCCCUUCAGGAUGAUUUGGAUAGCCAUGGCAGACUGGGAUUAUUCGAGCUGGUUAUGAGGACGCGGAACCUACAAACAACUGAGCCAAGAGACAAAAUAUACGCCCUGUUCGGUAUAGUCCAUUCGACAACUGAUAAAAUGCCAGCCGUCGACUAUUCCAAACCCGUUGCAGAGCUUUAUACCGAUCUUAUCCGAUUCUCCCUUGGGGAACUCAAGACUCUGGACUUCCUGUCUUAUGCCAUUGGCCUCAAGCCAACAGAGGUCGGCGACCUCCCCUCCUGGGCAAUCGAUUGGUCAAAUGCACCAAGAGAUGAAAACGUAAUCGGUCAUUGGAGAGAUAGAUGGUUCGAUGCAGAUGCGAAAAUGUCUCCUUUGCCGCACAAUCUUUCCUGCAGUGGGGGUAUUCUCAAAGUCCAAAUAUGUCUGCUGGAUCAAGUAUCUUCUGUAUCUUCUAAUUGUGGCAAUUUGUUCCAAACUUGGAAUUGGAAAAGAAUUUCUCCCGAUCCACACUCACCAUCUCGGACAGACCCGCAGCCAAGUCGACGUUUUUUCCAUGGGUCCAACUCGAUAAACGCCAACAGAGCCAACAUUCAGACUCUAGCAGCCGCAUCCAAAAUCUGCGAUUUCAUCGAUAACGAAAAUUUUGAAUCAUCUAUAAGAAUGGCUCUCAAUACCUAUCCCCUUGUAGCCCGAGAUCUAUACAUCUACCUCAACACGCUAUGCUGCAGCCCUGCCAAGUCUGAAAGCAAUAUAUCAAAACAAAUGAAGCGCUUCAUCCACAAUCCGGACCUUUUGCGGCUGCUAGGACUUCUCAACCCGCACAAUACUCACCGGAACAACAAAAGCUGGAGAUGUCCUGAAUUUAGCGAGCUCUGGACACUUCUGGAAAUGUUGUUGAUGGUUUCCCUGCCUAAACGCUUGGGUGGCACCAAGGGUACAGUGGAUCGUACCUUCUUCACGAUGAGCAACGGAUCAUUUGGACUAGGACCGAAAGAGGCAAGGGAGGGAGACUCAGUUUGUAUCAUACUUGGAGCACAAGUACCCUUCGUGCUGCGGAAGUCCGAGCAAGGCACCUAUCGGAUCGUGGGGGAGUGCUACGUGUACGGCAUCAUGGAUGGUGAGGCGGUGCACGGCCUCGGCGAAGAGGAGUUCCUCACUGUCUCUCUCGAGUGA
Molecule: messenger RNA, 1914 nt
Organism: Aplosporella prunicola CBS 121167
Lineage: Eukaryota; Fungi; Ascomycota; Dothideomycetes; Botryosphaeriales; Aplosporellaceae
Exons: 1
Coding region: 1-1914 (637 amino acids)
Source: RefSeq, a predicted model, not a curated record